Molecule: messenger RNA, 1416 nt
Organism: Athene cunicularia (burrowing owl)
Lineage: Eukaryota; Metazoa; Chordata; Aves; Strigiformes; Strigidae
Gene: NCAPH
Product: non-SMC condensin I complex subunit H
Exons: 12
Coding region: 1-1416 (471 amino acids)
Biological process (GO): mitotic chromosome condensation
Cellular component (GO): condensin complex
Molecular function (GO): chromatin binding
Source: RefSeq, a predicted model, not a curated record
AUGACACAGUCCUGGGUUUUCCAAGGCCUCACCACCCUGAUGGGAGAGAAAGUCUCAAUGCCGCGGCUCCGCCGCGUCUCUCUCAGGCAGGCGCAGUUGUGGCUGCCGACCCUCUCCCAGUGGACCAACUCCCAGAUCUCGGACCACUACAGCACCUGCAUCAAGCUCUCCACCGAGAACAAAAUCACCACGAGGAAUGCCUUUGGCUUACACCUGAUAGACUACAUAACCGACAUCCUGAAACAGAAGGACUCUGAAGUGACCAACUUCAAGGUAGCAGCUGGCACGCUUGAUGCCAGCGCAAAGAUUUACUCCGUGCGCGUGGAUGCAGUCCACACGGAUACGUACAAAGUUCUCGGAGGUUUGGGCACGGACUUGGCACCCGCAAAACCCACAGACAGCUCAGAAGAAGAAGACAAUGCUGCUCCUGAGGCUGUCAAGAGAGUUCAGACAAAGAAGAAGCACUCAUUCAAAACCAUCGAGCAGAACUUGAAUAACAUCAAUGCAUCGGAGACUAAUCACAGAUGUGAGAUUGAUCCCAUGUUCCAGAAAACAGCUUCAUCUUUUGAUGAAUGCAGCACAGCUGGCAUUUUCCUCACUGGGCUGCGUACUCAAAGCUGCCAGAGCGAGCUCCUCUUUGACUUGAAGAUCGUGCCUCUCCCUUCCUCAGAGACAGUCGUGCUGCCAAACUCUGAUCCUGUGAAAGUGAUGGAUUUAAAGUCCCUGCUAGCUCAGUGCAUUGAAAAACGCCUCAUCUGCUCUUCGCUGGCUGAUUUCCAGUUUACAAAGUGGGAUGCCGAGUCUCACGAGGAGUCAGUGGCAGCCCUGUUGGAUAAAUUUAAGAAGAGCAACCAAGUGUUUGAUAUCAACGCGGAGAUAGACAGUGAUGUGGAAGACUGUGUUCCCGUUCUGCCGGAUGACGACUUCAAUUCUGACUCCCCCAGGAGUGCAGUGGCUGAGAAGAUUGGGGAAUUCUCAGAAAACCUCAACUCCAUCAAAACAGUCAGCCAGAGCAUGAUAACUGAUGCGGCUCCUUUUGGAAAGGGAGACAUUGGGACCAUGUGCCUUCAUCUCUCCAUGAAACCCGGGGAAUACUCCUACUUCAGUCCCCGAAUUCUCUCGAUGUGGGCUGGGCCGGAGCACUGGCGGUUCAAACCUCAACACAAAUCAGAUGGUAACUCUGAAAAAGAGACCAAGAAAAGGAAUGUAAAGAAAGCGUUUGAAAUAAACUUUGAUGAGGAUAUUGACUUUGACACGUAUUUCCGUAAGACCAAGGCAUCUAUAACUCUAGCCAAAUCCAUUCUGGAAAGCCAGAAUGUGAAGAGCACCACGCUUCCCACAGACUUCAACUAUGACCCUAAAAACAUUAUCCAGCUGUUCCUCAAACCAGCUGUUAAGGUAGGAGACUUUUGUUAA